Molecule: messenger RNA, 1268 nt
Organism: Sebastes umbrosus (honeycomb rockfish)
Lineage: Eukaryota; Metazoa; Chordata; Actinopteri; Perciformes; Sebastidae
Gene: ube2l3a
Product: ubiquitin-conjugating enzyme E2L 3a
Exons: 4
Coding region: 121-579 (152 amino acids)
Source: RefSeq, a predicted model, not a curated record
CACACCGGUGUGAGAGCUACUUAAAUUUAAAAGCAGAAGAAGACGAGCAGUAACGGAAAGAAACAGGAAGAAGAAGCCGAAGAAGGAGAAGAAGAAGAAGAAGACAACACCGUUACCACAAUGAAUAGGAGACUAAACAAGGAGCUUGACGACAUUCGCAAAAGUAAGGCCAAAUAUUUCUGCAACAUUCAAGUGGAUGAAUCGAAUCUUUUGAACUGGCAAGGCCUCCUCGUUCCCGAUUGUGCUCCGUACGACAAAGGAGCAUUUCGCAUUGAGCUCAUAUUCCCCGCCGAGUACCCCUUCAAGCCACCGAAGAUCACGUUCAAGACGAAAAUCUACCACCCCAACAUUGACGAGAAAGGCCAGGUGUGCCUGCCCAUCAUCAGCGUGGAGAACUGGAAGCCCGCCACAAGAACUGAAAAUGUGAUUACCAGUCUGAUUUCUAUGGUGAACAGCCCUCAGCCGGAGCAUCCUCUGAGGGCCGACCUGGCCGAGGAGUACAGUAAAGACCGGGUGAAAUUCAUGAAGAACGCCGAGGAGUAUACAAGGAAACACAGUGAAAAGCGGCCCGUUGACUGACGACACAGCACUGACGCUCACUGCUGUCGGCCUCCUUUCUGUUUCCUGUUCAAAGAGCCCAACAGCACCGACUUCACAGAGAUGCCCCGUUCUCGCAUAUCUGCUUGUUUUAGCACUCUCCAACCACUCCGUAAUUAAUAGAGGCUUGUGUUUCUCUUUCACUUUGCCCAAAAACAAAAUGAAAGAAAAAAAAAGCAGGACUUUUUGGUGAAUAGGCAGGCUCUGGCCUCUAGGUGUCACCUUUUUGUUGUUUUGACUUCUUUCUACUGAUUUCUUUUUAGAAAAAAAUAAAUAAAAUUGUCAGAGGUGGCAUCCUGGAAAGAAAAAUAUCAAAUAAUGAUUAAAAAAAAAAAGAAAAGUGGUGUUUUGCUUACUUAAAUGUUGAAUGUUUUUGUUUUUUUCAGAUUAAUCAUUAGCUUAUGCAGACCUGUUUACAGAUUUAUAAGCUUUUGUUUUCGAACGUUAACACACAUGCACAGCUGAUCUGAAGCUGUUGUUUCUAUCUUUGUUUUCCCUCCAGAUACACUGUACACUUUGUGAAAUCACCUGUUGCAGUUCCUGAAAAUUAAAGUUUGUCACUGAUGCAGAAUUCAACAUUUAAACUCAGCGAUUUGUGAAAAUUCAACAACAUUCAUGUGUUCCUUGACAUGUUUCUGUAUUUGGAGAAGUAAUUAAAAUGGUUCCACCUC